Messenger RNA from Benincasa hispida (wax gourd), 3023 nucleotides. RefSeq lists its product as uncharacterized. The record is from RefSeq and is a predicted model, not a curated record. Gene Ontology annotation, biological process: regulation of gene expression. Gene Ontology annotation, cellular component: peroxisome. NCBI's taxonomy places the organism in Eukaryota, Viridiplantae, Streptophyta, Magnoliopsida, Cucurbitales, Cucurbitaceae. Gene Ontology annotation, molecular function: RNA nuclease activity.
CAAACUUGUAAAAAGGGUUUGUAAUGUACAGAUAUACACACCACAACUGCAAAUAUGCCGAGUGGUCCGUUUUGCGGCUGACCCUUCUCAUUUCCAUCCUUUUCUUUACCUUCACAUUUUCUCAGUGGCCAUGAAUGGAGAUGUAGCUCCGCCCGCCUCUCCGGCGGGCUCAGCCGAGCCCCAAUACGUCAGGGCUAAGACUUCUGUAUGGUGGGACAUCGAGAACUGUCAAGUCCCCAAGGGCUGCGAUCCUCACGCCAUCGCUCAAAACAUCAGUUCCGCCCUCGUCAAAAUCAACUAUUCUGGCCCUGUUUCCAUUUCCGCUUAUGGAGAUACUAAUCGCAUUCCCAAUUCUAUUCAGCAAGCUCUUUCCAGUACUGGCAUCGCCUUGAAUCAUGUCCCUGCCGGUGUUAAAGAUGCAAGUGACAAGAAGAUUCUAGUCGAUAUGUUGUUUUGGGCAGUUGAUAACCCUGCUCCUGCAAAUUAUUUGCUAAUUUCCGGUGAUAGGGAUUUUUCUAACGCACUUCAUCAAUUAAGAAUGAGAAGAUAUAAUAUUCUUCUUGCACAGCCGCAAAAGGCUUCUGCACCACUAGUUGCAGCAGCAAAGAGUGUUUGGCUUUGGAUGAGUCUCGUAGCUGGUGGACCUCCAAUGUCCAGAGCUGAAUCAUCUCAACUUGUGAAUGGUAUCCUUACUUCUGACCCUCAAAUAUCACAGAGCUCUGGAUUUGAUCAUAAUCAGCAGACAGGACAAGCUAUAGUAUGCAAACCUGAAAAUGUCACUUUGGGAAACCAAAGAUCUUAUUCUACUGAGAGGAUGGGCGACAAUAAACAUAAAGGUAAACAUGCACAGAAAAGCUCCAACCAACCCGUCAUAUCCAGAGCUUUGAGCUCACCUGUUUCUAUGCAAGAGAAAAACCCUAAUUUUGUAAACCAACCAAAUUAUAUGCAAGCGAAGCAGUUUAAGAAAGCACCCCAUGAAUUAUUUGGUAAUAGCAAUCCUGUAGGCUCUUCUAUCCAGUCUACUCCAAGCCCGUUUAUUGAAAAUUCCAGUCAUGCUAGGACUGAUGGCAAUGUUUCAUUGGGUAGUUCAUCAAGUUACCAACCUCCUCACAUGAGUCAUGCUAGGACUGAUGGCAAUAUUUCAAUGGGUAAUUCCUCAAGUUACCAACCUCCCCACCUGAGGCAAAACAACAUGCAGCUCCAUCCUCCUUUUCGACCAGAUAAUGUUUUUCCUCCUAACUCCCUUAAUCAUAAUUCUUUACCAGUCGCUGGUCAAUCUGAUCUCUCUGCCCCCAAUAUUAGUAAGCUACAUAUCUCUGAUUAUCCUAAUUAUGCUAUAAAUCCUCAAAAUUUCCAUCAUCAAGCUGGCGAAUUUAGACCACAUACCAAAUCUCAAAAUCCUGCCAACUUUAAUUCACCAGACAAAGGCCGUAGUCAGCAUGGUGGUCAAUCAUUCCAUCAUGAUGCAUUGAAUAAAAGACAUGCUCGUGAUUUAGUAGAGUAUACACCUCAUUCAUCUUCUAUCACUGUUACUAGAAGUUUAUCUUAUAAUGAUGGCUGGGGAUCUCAGGGGCAACCACCACCUUCGGAGUACAUUCAAGGCCUUAUUGGAGUUAUUCUUCUUGCAUUAAACACCCUGAAAACGGAAAAAAUUAUGCCAACUGAGGCCAAUAUAUCUGACUGCAUCCGAUAUGGAGAUUUGAGAAACAGCAAUACUGAUGUAAAAAUGGCACUAGAUAGUGCGAUAGAACAUAAUAUGGUAGUGAAGCAGAAUUUAGGAGCAGUGCAAUUGUAUGUUGGUAAAACAGAAAAACUAUGGAAGUGUGUGAACCCUCUAGGUGGGCAUCCUAAUCAAUACCAAAAAGCUAUAUGGAAUAAAAUUCAUAAUUACUUAGCUUCUCCGGUUGGUCGUUCUGCAAUAAUGGCUUCUCGUUCAAGAUAUGAAGCAGCAUUAAUUCUGAAGAAAGAAUGCUUAACAGAUUUUGCCUUGGGUGAUGUGCUUCAGAUUUUGAAUAUGAUAACCUCAAUGAAAAAAUGGAUUACUCAACAUAUUUCAGGAUGGCAGCCAAUUAAUAUUAUACUAACAGAAGGUAAUACAGAUGCAAGUUCAAGAACCGGACUUGAUUGAUCAACACAAGUACCAAUUAAGUAGAAAACUUUACUCUCAAACUGCCGCUAUGAAGGCUGAUUAAGGCGGAAUAUUAGUCACAUUGAAGGGUGGAGUAUUAUUACAAAAGAUACCAGAAGUUACUAGGAUUACAAAUGUUUAAAACCUCAAGGUUUGCGUAUUCUGUUCUUUUACUUUCACGUUCUUGGAGAAAAUUUUCACAUUCUGAAAUGCAUGAAAAAACGGGGAUCUCAAGUCACCUUACUAGUCUAUGAAGAGCCAUCCCAGAUGCACGGCUGCCAUUUUAAGUUCCUUCCUCAAAGGAAUCGCUUUGUUCACGUGUUUUUCUCUUCUUCUCUGCGAGUUGUACAUUCGAUGUCUGUUUUCAGGCGCUAUAAGUGUGUCAUCUAUGGCGGUGGAAAGAAACGCGAUGUUCUUUUGUUUCGACUACACAGAGUUAGCUAGCUAGAUAAUAUGGCUGUUGACCAGUUUCAGUAUCCCUCCUAAAUCUGUUUAAGGACACUGUAUGUCACCAUGCCAUGUUUACUACAGAAGGAUAUUAUUAGCAUAAAGGAAUGCUGCCUGUGGAUCAGCUUUUGAAGUCAGAAAGGAGAUUAACAUGGGGCAUUCUGAAGCUUUUCUUUUUCUUUCCACUUUUUCCCAUAGAUAUGGACUUAGCCAUAAAAUGGUUUUGCCUAUUUGUAUUACAAUAGAUUUCUUUGCUCCGUUCUUGCUUAUGGGAUUUGAUUGUAUGGGCUCAGUGGUAUCUCUUGAAUGUUUGUACUUCAUUCUAGUUUCUAGAACAGAUGAAACUUUCAUAUGUUUUGUUUGUUAUGUUAUAGUGGGGACAUAAGGGAAUUGGUUCCCUUGCUGUUGAAAUGUUUUAAAUAAAUGAUCAUAGUGUCCGUUUAUGAUU